Camellia sinensis is the source of this 711-nucleotide messenger RNA. NCBI's taxonomy places the organism in Eukaryota, Viridiplantae, Streptophyta, Magnoliopsida, Ericales, Theaceae. The record is from RefSeq and is a predicted model, not a curated record.
AUGACCCCAUUUGACUUCGCCGUAUUGACUGGCCUUGAUAUGGGAGGCUGGGCAAUCCCAUAUGAUGAGGACAUGGGCCAGUGGGAGGCCGCCUGGAUCUACUUGUUGGGAGCUCGCCCGCCAGUUGACAGAUCUUCGGGCAGGGUCCGAUAUACUUGGUUUUCCUCCCAUUUCCGGAGGGUGGAGAUGGUGCCUGAGACUCCUGAGGAGGUAGCCCAAUCGUAUGGCAGCCUUGGGCGCCUUUGGGUAGUGACCUCUGAUUCCAGUUUGCCGGAGCCUGGGCCUUCGGUCGAGUAUAUGGAUGAGAUGCUCGGGAUGAUGGCCACACUCGAGGGCAUGGUCUUACGGAGAGAGGCACAGUUGUCCAUCAUGGGUGUCCAGAUGCCUCCAGUAUAUCAGCCACGGACCGGGCCAUCCAAGCCUUCUCGGGGAGCCGGGCCAUCUCGACCUUCUCGGGAAGCCGGGCCAUCUCGGCCUUCUCGCGGGGUCGGGAGAGGGGAGUCGUCCCGCAGACGCAGAGCACAUAUCGUAGAGGAGGAGCCCGGUGAGGACGAAGAUGAGGAGGAGGCUGCAGAUCAUCAGUCAGAGACAUCUGCUGACAGAGAGGAGGGUUCCGACCCUGGUUCCGGGAACGGAGAGGAGGCUGAGGAGGAUCCCGAGGGUGACAGUUCCGACUCAGAUGGUGCCAGUGGUGCAGAGCCUGCUUUAUGA